Ostertagia ostertagi is the source of this 222-nucleotide messenger RNA. NCBI's taxonomy places the organism in Eukaryota, Metazoa, Nematoda, Chromadorea, Rhabditida, Trichostrongylidae. The record is from the annotation of a GenBank genome assembly.
AUGCCACAAGACGCUUGUGUUUUGGCACUUUUGCCGAUCACUCUCGAUACGCCGAUGAAUCGAAAGUGGAUGCCGAAUGCGGAUCAUUCGACAUGGACUCCAAUGCUAUAUAUCGCCGAAAUGCUUUUGGAAUGGACGGUAGCUCCUGCCAAACGUCCAGAAAGCGGUUCACUGCUAAAAGUAAGAACUGUGGAAGGAGAAACGUCCGCUACCAAAGUUUGA